CCAUCCAAACAGGCUCUAAAAACAACUUUUGGAUACCUGUUAUCUUGUUUCCAUUAAUGGCUAAUUUAGGACUCUCAAACCUAGGAGAUAUAUUGACAUCUUCUUCCAAUUCCUUAGCAUUUUGCCCUUCUUUGGUACCUAUACAAUGCAAACGACAACGUUUCAUCAUUUGCAAUUCCACGUCAUCAACGAACUCUGCAAAGAUUAAGGUUGUCGGUGUUGGUGGUGGAGGAAACAAUGCUGUUAACCGUAUGAUUGGUAGCGGGUUACAGGGUGUUGACUUCUAUGGUAUAAACACGGAUGCUCAAGCAUUAUUGCAGUCUACAACUGACAACUCAAUACAAAUUGGAGAGCUUCUAACUCGUGGACUUGGUACUGGUGGCAAUCCACUAUUGGGGGAACAGGCAGCAGAGGAGUCGAAGGAAGGCAUUGCAAAUGCUCUUAAAGGUUCAGAUAUGGUGUUUAUAACAGCGGGCAUGGGCGGAGGUACAGGAUCUGGUGCUGCUCCUGUUGUUGCUCAAAUAGCAAAAGAAGCAGGUUAUUUGACUGUUGGUGUAGUCACGUAUCCAUUCAGCUUUGAAGGACGCAAAAGAUCUUUGCAGGCUUUGGAAGCAAUUGAAAAACUUCAGAAAAAUGUUGAUACUCUUAUAGUAAUUCCUAAUGAUCGCCUUUUGGAUAUUGCUGAUGAGCAUACGCCACUUCAAAAUGCUUUUCUUCUUGCUGACGAUGUACUUUGUCAAGGCGUCCAAGGAAUAUCUGAUAUAAUCACUAUACCCGGGCUGGUAAAUGUGGAUUUUGCUGAUGUAAAGGCAAUCAUGAAAGAUUCUGGAACGGCGAUGCUUGGAGUUGGGGUUUCUUCCAGUAGGAACCGUGCUGAAGAAGCAGCUGAACAAGCAACUUUGGCCCCUCUAAUUGGAUCUUCAAUUCAAUCUGCAACUGGGAUUAUAUAUAACAUUACUGGAGGGAAAGAUAUAACUUUGCAGGAGGUCAAUAGGGUGUCCCAGGUUGUCACAAGUUUGGCUGAUCCAUCCGCUAACAUCAUAUUUGGUGCUGUCGUGGAUGAGCGCUAUAAUGGAGAGAUCCAAGUGACUAUAAUUGCAACUGGUUUCACUGAGUCCUUUCAGAAUCCUCUUCUAACCACCCCUCGAGGAGCAAAGCUAGCUGAUAAGGACAAAGGAACCACAGAAAGCAUGGUAUCACCUGAUAAACUGAAGUCAUCAAACUCUCCUACCACGAAACCUCGACCAGAUAUUAGGAAGCUGUUCUUUUAGCUCCUUUUUAGUUUGUCAUCUCUACAUUCUCUUUUACUAUUAGUUACAUAUUUUUUGGGAUUCCUUGCACUUUACUUAUUUGUUCUGCAAGGGGUCGGAGUUGUGUUUGCAUGUGGCUGUAAUCAUAGUUUUAUGAGAUACAUACCAUAAUCUGGUGUGCUUUUCUCUUAUAGCAUGCUUGUACAGCAGGUUUACUGCCUGUAACAUUUUGUAGCAGUUGAUUAUUUCCUUUCUAGCAAGUCUAGGAUUCAUUAUAUUAUAAACUCGAUUGGAGAAGGUGGUUGCUUUUGUAAUUCUCACCUGAACAACCUAAAUAUUAGUAUUUAAGGUUUAA
Molecule: messenger RNA, 1605 nt
Organism: Lycium barbarum (goji berry)
Lineage: Eukaryota; Viridiplantae; Streptophyta; Magnoliopsida; Solanales; Solanaceae
Product: cell division protein FtsZ homolog 1, chloroplastic-like
Exons: 6
Coding region: 57-1271 (404 amino acids)
Biological process (GO): cell division; chloroplast fission; microtubule-based process
Cellular component (GO): microtubule; cytoplasm; chloroplast
Molecular function (GO): GTP binding; GTPase activity
Source: RefSeq, a predicted model, not a curated record